Molecule: messenger RNA, 805 nt
Organism: Mustela erminea (ermine)
Lineage: Eukaryota; Metazoa; Chordata; Mammalia; Carnivora; Mustelidae
Product: translation initiation factor IF-2-like
Exons: 3
Coding region: 1-672 (223 amino acids)
Source: RefSeq, a predicted model, not a curated record
AUGGUGGGUCAAAGAGUUUUAGCAGUAGGAUUUGUAAGAAAAUACAAAUUCAGGAGGACAGCCCGAGCACGGCCACCGGCGGCGCGGGGAGCCUCGGCGCAGGCUGCACGUCGGGGAGCAGGCCUCCCGCAGCGCCCCGCUCCCCGCCAAGCCCCUGCAGGCGCGCAGCCCCACCGAUCUGGGCUCGAGGGCGCCCGGACGGACGGCGCUAGGCCCAGGGCAAGUGCGGCCUCGGCCGCGGGAGCCGCACAGACCCGCCGCCCGCCGCCGCAGCGCGCCCUGGCUCCGCCUCUGCUUUACACAGACCCAGGACGUCCGCCUCGAAGGUUAGGAACCGAGGGCCCAGCACCCCUGGCUGGAGCGGCGCGGGCCGGCGGCCGCACUCAGCCCCGAGCGGGUGCUUGCAAAAAAGACACUGUUGAAAACACACUUUUGAAAGCUGAGCCUAACUGCAGGUUGCGGGGAAGACCGCGUCCUCGCCUGACCCCUACCCUCGCGGAGAGGAGAAGGCAACUCGAAAUCGAACCCGGGGCGCGAACUUUGGUUCCCACAGGCCCUCCCAAACCCAAACUCGGAUUCCCUUGGAACAGCAGCAGCUUCUCAGACGCGGCGACAGGGUCCCUUCACCAGACACCCAAGACACUGAAAGCGAGCAGAAAUGAUCAUGCUUGAAAGGGGAAAGCACACUGCCUCCGAGAGGAGCGCGGAGCUGCAAAUUUACCUCACGCUGACUCAGUCCACACAGCAGAUGGUGGAGAUGGUGGCAGAGCUGCAAGGGAAACGACCUCCCCAAUUUUUUAAAGUA